Lytechinus pictus (painted urchin) is the source of this 19260-nucleotide messenger RNA. RefSeq names its product kielin/chordin-like protein. Lineage: Eukaryota; Metazoa; Echinodermata; Echinoidea; Temnopleuroida; Toxopneustidae. Gene Ontology annotation, molecular function: serine-type endopeptidase inhibitor activity; oxidoreductase activity; protein binding. The record is from RefSeq and is a predicted model, not a curated record. Gene Ontology annotation, biological process: positive regulation of BMP signaling pathway. Gene Ontology annotation, cellular component: extracellular region. Bases 1 to 10242 code for a protein of 3413 amino acids. The transcript has 26 exons.
AUGACAGGAGUCACGUUGAAUAAUGACAUCCCACUCUUUGAUUGGGGUGGACUUUUUAUCUUUAACAGAAUCAUUUUUUUUUGCUUUCCAGGUAUUGACUUACUGGAAGUCUUCAAGAGUGGAAACUUCACAAAAGGAAUCACCCAAGAACAAGGACCCCUACCUCAUUCUAAAAUCUGGCGGUUACGCCCCAAAACAAAUCUCAUCAACAUCCCACCGCACCAGAUCGCGCCCUUACGGAACCAACUCAUGAGGAGCCAUGCAUUUAGUGUGUACUUCCUCGCACGGCAGUUAGAACAGACCUCAGGAAUGUUAUUCUCUAUCAGCUCAUUGGAAGGCAGGGUGCUGUUCACAUUGACAUCAAGUUCUCGGACCGGUGAAAUGCGAAUCAGGUACCGAACACGGGAAUCUGAGAGUCUCCUUCAGACUGUUCUUCCGACGCCCUUGAUUGAUUCGGCGCGGUUUGCGCACACGCUUCUCAUUGUUGAUGGAGAUCAUUUGACCUUGUUUACUGAGUGCAAGUCCUCUGUAGAUGUUACGCUUGAAGGUGUCGUGAACUUUGACCUCAGAGAUGAUGCAACGGUGACAAUUGGUCAAGGUCCUUUAGGACGAAAUAAGUUCAAUGGUUGGCUGCAGGAGAUGGUGCUCUACCCCUUAGCGUUGACCGACAAACCUUGGACGUGCUCGCAAGAUAGUGUUGCUGCCAGGGAUGGAGACAUCUUUUUGAAUGACCAGCCUCAACUUGCUGAAUUACAAAGCAGAGAAACACUGAUUAUUGAGCCCAGACAGAAUGACGGCCCUGCAGCGGCCGCUGCUCUGACACAAGGAGAAUCUGAUCGUAUCCAACGGCUGGAGACAUCAGUCAGGGAUUUGACCAAUAUGGUCAACAUGCUAAAAGCACAGGUGUCAAUACUGGACCAGAGGUUGAUAGAACGAGAGAGAUGUGAAUGCAGGAACCCUGACACUGGUAACCUAUUACCCUGCUUUCAUCAAGGUCAGCAAUACAGUGAUGGCGAUUCUUGGUAUCCCGAUCCAUGCACAGCCUGCCGCUGUCAGAGAGGAGAAUCUGUUUGCAGUGUUGAUAUGGAACGUCAGCAGUGCAGAGAACCAUGCGCCAUUAAUCCUUGCCUUAAUGGAGGAACUUGUCAACCCCUUCCCAUGGUUGGAACAUUCGUCUGCAUCUGCCCUCCAACCUGCACUGGCUCUCAGUGUGAGCACAAGAUCAAUGUGUGUGCCUUGCCGCUUGCAUAUGGUGAUUGUGAUGCUGUCGGCAUGAUCAGAUAUUUCUACAACUACAACAGUAUGCGCUGUGAACCAUUUGAGUAUACAGGAUGUGGUGGAAAUAACAAUAAUUUCAGAUCAGAGAGGGAUUGUCAGGAGCAGUGCAUGAUGGGAGCUUGUUGUCGACGUAAUCUUGAUUACCAAAGUGGUAGUGCCACAACUCCUGCUGGAUUCACUUGUAUGGAAACUACACUGAGCAACUGCCGUGACCAGACAACAGCAGCCCAACCUUUGACCUCAAGAGAGCAGAGUUUAGAGGUGACUGCCUUCCAUCCAGGUAUGUUGUGUGCCAAUGUGAGCUGUGAUCUUCCAGGGGAUAAAUGCAUGGUUGCAGGAGAGUAUGCUGCCUAUGCAAUGGAGACCUUCCGGAGUGGAUGCCAAUCCUGUCAGUGUCUUACUGGAGGGCGUGUACAGUGCAGGUGUGAGAACUUGACAACAAGGAAGGAGGUCCGGGACAUGACUCGGUUGGAAAUGGAUCUGUUCCAGUCGGCUAUCCGUCAGCUCCAGUCCUCUGGACCGGAGUCACGUUGGUCUCACAUGAGGGAUCUCUACAUGAAGCAUGUGAUGGAAGCCCACAGUCAAGCUUCCUUCCUGGUUUGGCACAGGAAUUUCCUCAGGGAGGUGGAGCGUAUGCUGCAGGACAUUGACUGCAGGGUUGCUCUUCCCUACUACGACUUUACAACUGAUGUGGGCAAUCUAUCUCAUUCUAUCGUGUGGCAACCCAAUUUCUUUGGUGGUGAUGGUGUUGGACCAGGUAGCUGUGUGCCAGAUCACCCCUUCCGUUCUGGAGGUCAGUGGGAUCCUUGCCUUGCCAGGCAGUUCCAGUCCACAGCUCAACUCCCGUCCAAGAUCGAUGUAGCCCAGGCGAUGUCUAGCACCGACUUUGCCACCUUCGAAUCCUGCCUUCAAGCCAUCAUCGGUCACGUCUACAGCUACAUCGGUGGCCACAUUGCUUCCUCUGCAGCACCAUACGACCCCAUCUUCCUUGCGCUUCAAUCCUACGUGGACAUGCUUUUCUGGCGAUGGCAACAGAUGAACGGCAAUGCCAACAGCUACCCUGUGCAGGCUCGUGAAGUCCCGAUGGUUCCCUUUGGUAUGAGGCCUAUGGAUGUCAUGAGUUCAGAAGCACAACUCUGUGUGACUUAUGCCCUCCAGGGCUUUGGCCAUCCUUGUAACAACACUGGCCUGCUCUUUGAUGAUCAAGGCUACGAUGCUGAGGGGUACAAUAGGAAUGGCUUUGAUAGAUUUGGUUUUGACAGAUUUGGAUAUGACAUUGGUGGACGUAAUCGCUUUGGUCAGGUCGACCCUCGUGAGAUCUACAUCUACAGUGGCUAUGAUCUUGAGGGUUAUGAUAGAAGAGGAUAUGAUCGCAGAGGUUAUAACAGAUUUGGAUUCAAUGUAGAAGGUAUCAAUCGAGAUGGCUUCGAUGUGAACGGCUAUGAUAGAAGAGGUUUCAAUCGUUAUGGCUUUGAUCGGAAUGGGUACGACGAACGUGGCUUUAAUCCAUUUGGUUACCACCGAAGUGGAGUUUUAGAUGCAACAGACUUCUACAAUAAUCAAGGGUACAAUUAUCAGUGCUUAGACCGCAGCGGAGUCAACCAGGAUGGGUACGACCAAUUUGGCUUCAACUCCAACUACCUGGAUGCCUCCUACUGUAACUAUACUUACGCUGGGCCCCAUUCGCUUCGUCUCACCUACCAUCUUGAUGAGCUCCUCUUCAAACAGAAUGUGGAGUUCCUGCGAUCGAUACCUCGCACCUGUCCGCUUCCUGUGGAGGAUCCGGUGCUGUGGUAUGAACAGACCUGGCUUAUGUCUCCAAAGGAUCUUCCUAGUAAGAGUAGUGUCCUGGGUAUCAGUCAUUUCCCAUUAUCAACAUAUUCUAGAAGAUUCUGCCUGGACGUUGAACCUCUAAUCUCUAAUUGCCCCUGUGAUGGUGAACCUGUGGUGUGUGACCUCAAUCCCUGCGAUGUGGGGUGUGGUGGUUUUGAGAAUGCCGUCUGCUUCCUUGAUUUCUGCAAUGAAUGUCAGGCGAGAUGGUAUCGAGAGGGAAAUCCAGUCAACUGUGGAUUGGAAGUUAAUGAUUGUGUAAAUGGUACGGUUGUUCAUCAGUCAGGCUCUCUCUGGAAGCCAGAUGCAUGUACCACAUGUACUUGCACAAGAGGAACAGUGGACUGUGAAAGGGAUUCAUGCCUACCGACGCUUUGUGACUAUCCUUCUACACCCUUUGGAGAAUGCUGUCCUGUUUGUUAUGAUUGCCAGUAUGGGGGGCAGCUGAUUAUCAACAGGGAGACUAUUGUACCCCUCAACGACAACUGUGCUGUUUGUGAAUGUAGGAAUGGUAACGUGAGAUGUCAGACAACAGAUUGCCCCAGACCACAAUGCACUCAUCCACUCAAACCAAGAAACGGAUGCUGCCCAGAAUGCAAUGGUUGUGACUACGAGGGCAGAAGGCUAUCCAAUGGGGAGACCUUCUCUGGUGAUGUCUGCACAUCUUGUACCUGCACCUAUGGCUCUGUCACCUGUGAACCUCUCCAAUGUCCAUCACUGAGCUGCCUCCAGCAGAUGACUCCCACCGGUGAAUGCUGCCCUCGUUGUGCCGAUGGUUGCGAGUAUGAGGGGAUGGAGUUCAGUAAUGGAGAUUUCUUCACGCCUAUGUCGAACCCGUGCCUUCGAUGUUCUUGUUUAAAUAACAUCGUUCGUUGCAAUCCUCUUCCUUGUGAAGACGCACCCUGUCCCAACCCUGUGCUUCUCCUGGGUGCCUGCUGUCCCAUCUGUACUGAUAAGUGUGUCUACAAUGGCCGUACCUACAACAACAAUGCCCGAUGGGUAGCUGAUGAUCAGUGUCAACAGUGUAGGUGUCAGGACUCAAAGGUGACCUGUACAGAUCUUACUGAGUGUCGUGUGGAGUGUCAGCAUGGACAUAUAGCAGAAGGCCAGUGUUGUUCAGACUGCACAGACUGUUCUUACGAAGGGCAGUUCAGACGGAAUGGCGACGAGUUCAGCAGCGCCAAUGAAUGCAGCACAUGCCGCUGUCACUACGGCACUGUCCGCUGCCAACGCCGCCCUUGCCCAAGCACAGGAUGUCGCCAAGAAGAGACCCUUGACGGGGAGUGCUGCCCAGUCUGCCGCGGCUGCCUUGAUCGUUCUGGAACACGCCAUGACCAUGGUGCAAGGUUCAUUCCUCCGUACGAUGUCUGUUCUGAAUGUUCUUGCGAAGAGGGUAGGCUGACGUGUCAAGCUAUCCAGUGUACUGAUCUUUGCUCACAUCCAGUCAUUAACGCCAACGAGUGCUGUCCAGUCUGUGACAGCUGUCAGGAUGGCUCUACGGUAUAUGCCAACGGGGAUGUCGUCCAGAGUCCGGAGCGAUGCCAGACCUGCCGUUGCUCUCAGGGAAGCAUCAUCUGUGAUCCCGUCACCUGUCCGCAGGUGUCGUGCUCGAAUCCUGUGAGGAUGCCAGGCCAGUGCUGCCCGGAGUGUAGGCAGUGUGUCUUUGAAGGCACAACUUACCAGAAUGAAGAAGAGUUCAUCUCCCAAAGAGAUCCAUGCCAGAGAUGUAGGUGUGAGGUGGGAGAAGUCCGAUGCACUGACCAGCGAACCCAAGGAUUGGUAUGUGGUCCCCCAUGCUCCCAUCCAGUCCAGAUACCGGGUCAGUGCUGUCCAGAGUGCUCCCAGUGUGAGUACGAUGGAAGGAUCAUCCCGGAUGGCAUGCAGUUCAGACACUUCACAGAUCCUUGUCAAAUAUGCACUUGCUCUAGGGGAUCUGUUGUAUGUGAACCUGAAACCUGCCCCCCUGCCCAGUGCAGUAACCCUGUUUACGUCAACCCUGAUGACUGCUGCCCUCGUUGUCAGGUGUGUGUAGAUGCUGGUAGGGAGUACCAUGAGGGCGAGAGAUGGGAGUCUAGCAGUGAUCCUUGUCUUGAAUGCAGCUGUCAGGACCUUCGUGUUUCAUGUGAACCCCGACCUUGUCCUGCAGUACAGUGUACCCACCCUGGAAAAAUCCACAGUAUGUGCUGUGCGGAGUGUUCAGACUGUGAGUAUGAUCGUCGCUACAUCAGCAACGGACAGGUCUUUGGAAACCCACUCAAUCGAUGUGAACGAUGUACCUGUCUUAAUGGGAACAUCAUCUGUGAGCCACAGGAAUGUCCUCUAACCCUCUGUCAGCAGCCGUAUACUCCAGAGGGACAGUGCUGUCCUGUUUGCAGGGAGUGCUUCUACAGCGGUGUCGAGUAUCAGGAGGGGGAACGGUUCACAUCCCAGCAGAACCCUUGUGUGGAAUGUAUUUGUAGGAGUGGAGAGGUGACCUGUGAACCGAAACCUUGCCCACCAGCUAACUGUCCAUAUCCUAUGCGAGAAACCUGCUGUGCAACUUGUGAUGGGUGCUUUUACAACGGCAGGAACCACGAUAACGGUGCCUUGUUUUUGGACACUUCCCAGGAUUGCCGUGAAUGCCAGUGUGUCAGUGGAGACGUCCUAUGCACCAGGCCUCUCUGUCCUGAACUUGUAAACUGUGAAAUUGAAAGAACUCCACCUGGAGAGUGUUGCCCAAUUUGCGAAGUGCAAAAGCAGUUGACGUGUUCUUUUGGAGACCAGAAUUACAACGAUGGGGAUACCUUCUACAAUCCGAUCAAUAACUGCCAGAGAUGUGAGUGUAGAAAUGGAAAAGUAGAGUGCGCUGAUUCCCCAUGCCCUGAUGUUUCUUGUACUCAUCCUUUGAGGUUUGGAUGCUGUCCUUCAUGCGAUGGAUGUACAUAUGGUAAUGAAAGUUACGCCAAUGGAGUUGUGUUUGCUGAACCAGACAAUGCUUGUGGACAAUGUGCCUGUGAAGGCGGAUCCGUUACGUGUAGUCCACUGUCUUGCCCACCUCUAAACUGUCCACAUAAGACAAAGCCUGAAGGAGUUUGUUGUGAGAUCUGCAUUGACUUGGACUGUGUAUUCCUUGGAGAAACCUUCCUACAUGGAAAGCGAUUCACUCAUCCACAAGAUGUAUGCCAAGAAUGUGUCUGUGAUGAUGGGAACACUGAUUGUACCGUUGCACCUUGUCCCACUUUGGACUGCCCGUACCCUAAACGAGGCCCAUGCUGCGAGCAGUGCGAGGGUUGUUUGUAUAAUGGAGAUGAAUUCAAUGAUGGCGAUGUAUUCUUCAAUCCCAUAGAUCACUGCCAGGAAUGUGAGUGUCAGUCUGGAUUUGUCAAUUGCAGACCCAGGACAUGUCCAGAGGUCACUUGUGAACACCCAGUUACAAUCUCAGGAGACUGCUGUCCUGUGUGUGAUGGCUGCUUGUACUUGGGACGUCCGUUUGAAAAUGGGGGAUCCUUCCGUAACCCACAGGAUGUAUGCCAGUCUUGCACAUGCAGGGAUGGCAAUGUUAUUUGCGAGAGAGCAGAAUGUCCCAUAGCCAGCUGCCCAUUCCCAGGUCAAGAUCAGUGUGGCUGUCCAACAUGUGCUACUUGCAACUACAACAACAUAGAAUAUACAGAUGGUGCAAUAUUUCCUCAUAAUAAUGACUCAUGCAGGGAGUGCAUUUGUAGACAGGGUGAUGUUGACUGUAGAAUACGGGAAUGUCCUCAACCUAGGUGCUUUCACCCAAUUCAACUUCCAGGGAGAUGCUGUCCUUCUUGCGAUGGAUGCACUUACGAUGAAAACAACUAUGAAAAUGGCCUGGAGUUCACAGAUACUGUUGACAGUUGCAGGAUUUGCACUUGUCUAAAUGGAAAUGUUAAUUGCGCCACUCGUCCUUGCAAUGUUGUAUCCUGCACUCAUCCUAUGCAAGAUGCCUGCAAUUGCCCCAGUUGCGAUGGCUGCAUGUAUGAAGAUGUGAUGGCUGUCAGCGGUAUGACUUUCAUGGAUCCAAACAAUAUGUGUAGGGACUGCUUGUGUCUGCAAGGAUCUGUCAGCUGUAUUGAUCGUCCAUGCCCACCAGUAAACUGUACAACCCCGUUGAAUGUUCCAGGAGAGUGUUGCCCAUCAUGCCCUGAGGAUGUCUGCGGAGAACUGGAAUCACUCAACCCCUGCCAAGAGUGUGAGUGUGUUGAAGGGGCGUGGCGUUGUGUAGACCGACCCUGUGGUCCUGCGCCUUGUCCGAAUCCUGGCAGCGAUGGUUGCUGUAGGGUAUGCGAUUCCUGUAUGUAUGGUGGCAAACCUUGGGCAAAUGGUGACAGUUUCCCGGCUCCUGAAGACCAGUGCCGUACAUGCCAAUGUAAUAAUGGAUUUGUGAGCUGCCAGGAUCCAACCUGUCCUUCUAUUGCUUGCAGUCACCCUGUUAUCCCUGCAGGACAAUGCUGUCCUGUAUGUACUGGACAGUGCACUGUUGAUGGAAUAACCUAUGAUAAUGGAGAGAACUUUACACCUGCAACAGAUUACUGCCAGCGUUGCAAUUGCCGCAAUGGUCAGGUGUACUGUGACCGAAUCACUUGUUCCCAGCUUUGUGCACAUCCUCAAGAAGUACCUGGACAGUGUUGUCCCGUUUGUGAAGGUUGCUUCUUUGAAAACCUGCUUCUUUCAAAUGGACAGUCCUUCAGACACCCUUCGGAUGUCUGUCAGAGCUGUAUGUGCAUCAAUGGGAAUGUUGAUUGUCAGACUGUAAACUGCCCAACACUGACCUGCCCAAAUCCAGAAAGAGCAGAAGGAGAAUGUUGUGGGAGAUGUCUUGAGUGUACCUACAAUGAUCAGCAGUAUCAAGAUGGAGCAGUAUGGUUUCCUGUUGAUAGGCAGUGUACACAGUGUGAAUGCAUAGGUGACCAGGUCACCUGUGGCGCACUUGAGUGCCCCGAGACUCGUUGUACACAUGCUGUCAAAGGCACAUGUUGCGCUAUCUGUGAUGGCUGUUUGUUUGAAGAGAGACUGUACAAUAGUGGAGAGAACUUCAGGCCUGAUGAUUGCAGACAGUGCAACUGUGUAAACGGCAAUGUUUUAUGCAUUGAGCAAGAGUGUCCCUUAUUGACUUGUGCAAACCGAGUGAGAGACAUUGGCCAAUGCUGCGAGCGAUGUGCAGGGUGUACUUAUGAAGGUUUUGAAUACUCCAAUGGAGAGUCUUGGGUGUCUGCACUUAAUCCAUGUUUAACUUGUCAGUGUCAAGACGGAAUGACCGUGUGUACAGAGAUACGUUGCCUGACACCCGAUUUCUGCACAACACCUCAGUAUGUCCCAGACCAGUGCUGUCCAAUUUGUCCCGGUUGCGUUUACAAUGGUGUGACUUACAAUGAUGGCCAGCGUUUCAAUCCGUAUAAUGAUCCUUGUGAGUCGUGCCACUGCGAGAGAGGAAGCUUACUGUGCCUACGCGAGAGUUGCCCCACCAUGGCAGACUGUCCAGCGGAACAGGUUAUUCCACCAGCCAUCGGAGAGUGCUGCGCUACAUGUACUGCUGAACAACGCACAAGGGAAUGCACCUCUCAGAAUGUUGGGGAAAUUUUCAAACCGUAUAGUGAUCCAUGUUACACUUGUGAAUGUAAAAAUUCAUCUCUUUGGGAGUGCAUGAGUGAAAUGUGUCCGAUGCUGAGUUGUCCUCGUUCUGAACAAUUUGUCCCCAGGGGUGAGUGUUGCCCUCGCUGUCAGCGUUGUAUCGAUGAGGAAACUGGCAACAAUUACUUGGAUGGGCAAUCCUGGAAUCGAGGUCUUGACAAUUGCAUAAGAUGCAGCUGCAACGGUGGGGCCAUUGAGUGUGAGAUCCAACAGUGUGAGUCACUGACAUGCCCUGAGGGAGAGGAACUGUACAAGCCUCAAGGAUCAUGCUGCUUUGCUUGCCGAAUGGCUGCCGAACCUUGCACCUACCAGGGAAUCAUCUACCAAUCCGGUGACAUGUGGUUGAGAGAUGAGUGCACUACCUGCGAAUGUGUAGCAGGAGAGGUCCAGUGCAGAACUCAACGCUGCCAGGUCAUGAACUGCGCUGCUGAUGAGACUCCUGUUGUGAAUCCCGGAGAAUGCUGUCCUCGAUGCAUCUUGCGCCCUGCAACCUGUAUUGCCUUUGGCGAUCCUCAUUACCGCACAUUUGAUGGGAAACUAAUCCAUUUCCAGGGAGCUUGCCGUUACAUUAUGACUAUGGAUUGUGAAAACCAAGACUUUAUCGUUGAGGUGACAAAUGACGAUAGGAACAUGGGAGCUGUUUCUUGGACACAGGAAGUUACAGUGAUCGUGGAUGGAAAUGAAGUUAACUUAGGACAAAGUGGCAUUGUCCAAGUCAAUAAUGAAGUAGUUACAUUACCAUACCUCAUGCAGCCAUUUAUUUAUAUUGAGAAACGAGCCACAACGUUCUAUGUCAAUACAAACUCUGGAGUGUCUGUUCUCUGGGAUGGAAGCAGCUAUGUUGAAGUCAGUGUUCCCGGUACAUACGCCAGGAAGACAUGUGGCCUUUGUGGAAACUUCAAUGGCUACCCACAGGAUGACCUGCGCACCCGAUCUGGACAGCUUGCUAACUCGGUGGCUGUCUUCGGGAACAGCUGGAAGGUUUCUGACCAAGAUGGCUGCGAUGUCAAGGACACCGACCCUUGCACAGAGGCAGGAUUCCAUGCUAGGAAGCUGGCAAACAUUAAGUGUGCUGUGCUGAAGUCUCAUAGGUUUACAGCCUGUCAUUCCAAAGUGCCUCCUGAACAGUACUAUGCUGCAUGUGUCUAUGAUCUCUGUGCCUGUGGCUCCAGUGAUACCUGUCUUUGUGAUGCUGUUGCAGCAUAUGCUGCAGAAUGCAGGCAGGAAGGAAUUCAUCUCAACUGGAGAUCAUCUUCACUCUGUGCUAUCGACUGUCCAGCAGAUAGAGGCUUCUUGUUUGAUGAGUGUGGCCCUGCCUGCCCAAGGACCUGCGCAAACAAGGAUAUUCCACCAGAAAUCCUUCACGAUCAGUGCUUACGCCCGUGCGUUCCUGGAUGUAAUUGUCCAGCCAGCAAAGUCCUGCACAAUAGCAGGUGUAUAAGUGAGUCGGAGUGUCCUCAGGACUACAAUAUCAACUCGACUCUUUUAGAGCCACCAAUUUAAUCAGUCAACGGAAAACUGUUGAGCCUCUGGAUGCAUUGGUACUUCACAUGUGGGGGAGAGUUAGCAUCCCCCAGUUCUCCACGAUACGGAGAACGGAAAAAAAAACUCGGAAUUCAGGAAGAACAUAGAAAUCACAGGAAAACACAAUUUUUUUUCAGACUACAGGAUUAAAUGGUGGAAAAAUACAGUGAUGAUUAUGAAUCCAUGAAAAGAAAACCUGUGCAUAGUAGACAAAAAAAUUAUCUUCAAUCCUAAUUGCAGUGUUAGGCAGGUGUUUUCCAAGCUUUAUCUGCAUGGAAAGUAAAAUUUAUGAUAAUAAUUGUUAUUAUUUACGAGUGCUUCAUCAUAUGUUUUGUACAAGUCACCGAAGAACAACGAAAUGAGAUGUUGAGGUCUCAGAAGAAGACAGCAUUGUCGUUUCAAAAAAUGGAAAACUGAUGUCCCUUGGGAGCUAUAGAGUGAGUGUCUCCGAUGAUUGCAUGUACAUGUAUAUCACCUAGAUCGUUGGCUUCAGACUCAAGUCAUUGUUGCUACAACAGGUGGUUCCAUGGUAACUUUUUCAGUGUGGCUAUACCAUUGGUCAUGUCUUCAUUUUGUGAUACUGGGUACUAAAACCACCAAACUCCAAGUAAUAUGUGCCAUUUGCAUUGCCUACACGGUUGAUAAAUUGUCUUUGAUGUUGUUUUAAAAGUUUAUAAACAUUUUUAGCUGUAUCCUUUAUUUUUAUUUGCAUCGAGAGGCAAUGUUAUUUUCGGUAUGAUGACAGACAUUGUGACAUGGGCCGGUAUUCAAUUUGUUACUUAGGCCAGAAUGUAAGUAUUUCACUCAGUAUGUUGCUUACACUGUAAGUAUUUAAUCAUGUUUGGUGUUCAAUUGCAUUUUUUGGCUAAAUACUUAAAUCUAAGUCAGCCACCUACCAGGCUUACAUGUAAGUCUAGUUUGUGGGCAGUUUACAAGCGCAGCCAUACAUUCUGCGCACUGAUGUAUACUUAUAUUGCACAUUAUUUGGCUCAAACUUUAUCAUGUCACGAUGAUGAAGUAAAAUGCGUAGAUGUGAUCUUUUAUGCAUUUUGCUUUAAUAGCCAAGUAAGAUACUUACAAAAUCAAUACUUUCAAUUGAAUAGCAGCCUUGGUUAUCCUCAUUAUUAUAGUAACUGGUGUAUUUAUGCUUUACAUCGCAACUUUGAUCAUAAUAGUAACCAAUAAAGAGCUAGGCUUUUGUAAAGUCUUCUACCCACUUUGCGUCUUGUCUGCAGCAAUAACACAAUUCAAUUGCUAAUUUUAGUAAAUCACCCCAUAUCUAGAGCAUUUAUUAAACCAUGUGCUAUUCAAAAUCUUGAAUUAAGCCAAAAAAUUCUACUCUUGCUUUGCUAAGAAAUUUACUUUUUUGUAUUUAGUUCAAGUAGUAUUCUACUUCAGUCAGUCAUAAUGUCGUUCGGGUGGGGGGAGGGGGGCAGUCAAAUAUAUUGCUGUACACAGGCGUGACCCCAAAAACGCGUUAAAAGGGGUGUUUUUUCCAUUUUGGACGCGGGCCGCGCGUGCACUCGUUAAGGGUAUCAAAAACACAGAAUUUCAAGAAAAAGGGUGUUUUUGAAAGACUGGUCAAUGGUCAAUGUUUAGGGUAUGUUUCUUCCACAAGCUCUUUUGCCGAGGUCAUAUUCUGGCAACAACUUGUUUAGGGGCCAAAUUGUGUAAAUAAAGCCCGCGAAAAAAACUUGUUUAGGGGGUGUUUUUCCACACAGAGAAAAAACUUGUUUAGGGUGUGUUUGGAAAUAAUUUAGUCACGCAUGUGUACAACAAGACAUUUGACUGCCCCCCCCCCCCCCCUGGAUGUCAGUAAGCCAAAAUAAUUUACUGGAGAGUAUUGUGACAUGUUGGCAAAUAGAGUACAACAAGCAUGGUGCACCAGUUAAGUGUUACUUAAUAAUUCUGUGCAGCUCAGGAUUACUGCAUGCAAAAGCUUUAACCUUCCGGUGAUAUUUCUGAAUUUUUUUGCUCAUAAUUAUCCUUGAGAGGUGAGUUGAAUGUGAAAAAGAAUACUUAGCCAAAUUAAAGAAUUGAAAAACUAAACUUGGCUAAGUAUCUUAUCCAAGCAAAAUUGUAUAUAAAAUUCAAAUUUUUCUGACUUACGUAUCAAAUUGAAUUAAAGCUGUAUACUCUUGCAAUGUCUACAAGAAGAGGUGAUAUUUUAUACUACCAGCUAUUUGUAAAUUACAUGUGUCUGUACACAUAAUUGGUAAUCGUUUCUUGUGCUAAAUGAGAUACUCCCAUAUUGGCUUUUUUAACAUUAUGGAGUGAAAACUCUUUUUAUUCUUCUAAUAUCUUGACAAAUAUCAACAAUUAAUAACGAAAUACCGGUUAACAAGAAGAGCUUGUUAUCUCCAAUGAUCUGACAUGGUGGUUCAGUGGUAGAUUGCCUGCCCCUUGAAUGAGAGGUUGUUUGUUUGAUUGAUCCCUAGCCAAGCCAGUUAUUCAGGUGCGGAUCCAGGAUUUUUCAAAGGGGGGGGGGGGCAUUUGGUACAUGAAAAAUUUGACAACCCCCCCUCAAAAAAAAAAAAAUAAUAAUAAAACUUGACAAGCAAAAAAUAAAGGGUAGGGGGCAUGGGCUAGAUGUGCCCUCCCUCCCCCAUCCCAGAUUCACCACUGCACUUCUUAAAAAACAUGACCUUGGCUAGGAAACCUCAUACAGUUCUCAUAGCAUUCAAGGAAUUCUUAUUAACAUUUUUAUUUUUGAAAGAUGUCCAUUAUCUGAACCAAGAUAUUUUGAUGUAAUCAUGGUGCUUGAAGUACAUGCAAUGUUGAAUGUGAAGAAAAAUUUUAGAAACAACAAAAUUGAAAAUUGUGACCUCAAUUUUCAAAAUGUAAAUAGAUAAAGAAAAUGAAGUUAGUCUUUUUAUACUGUAUAAUGAUUAUAACGAUAAUGAUAUCAAUACAUGUACUUGUACAUGGAAUUAUUAAAUGCUAUCAACAGUGAGAAAUUAACAUAAUAUGUCAGGAAUUAUGCUUAUUGUUCUCUGCAUACAUCAGACAGUUUUUUGUGAAUUCCUUAGGAUGCUUUUCACAAACUAAUUCCUUAAUAUGCUGCAUUGGAUAAACUUUAACAUUGCAGUGGAUGGGGAAUUUCAGGGGGCUCUUUCUUUCAUUUCCAGCCCCCCCCCCCCCCCCCCCCGUCUUGCAAAGAGUUGCGAUUGAUCCGAUCAAUCACAACUAUGGACGGCCAGCAGAGUCAACAUCUAUUAUGCAUGUUUGUUCAAAAUAUUUUCUAACUAUGAUGCAUUCAUUUUUUCUUGAAAAUUCACUGUGCUUGGUUUUUUUUAAAAAGGACAUUGUGCAAAUUUCCUGUAUAAUAAAUUAUGACACUGAUGGAUUUCCAUAGAGUUACGAUUGAUUGAAUCAAUCAUAACUCUUUGUAAGGCUGGACCCAGGACUGUUUUUGAGCAUUUCAGGGGCAAAACCGCCUCAAGCCCCCACAUAAUUUUUCCCUUUGGCAUGCAUCAUUGCUUUUUUAUUUUAUAAUUCCGAGAGCACUCAUAAAUCUCGAGAUUGAAAUACUACCUACAUGUAUAUGUUGACCUGAAUUCAACCUGUGAGAUACCCUAAUUCAUCCUACAAUGUACAGUACAUGUGCAUGUACUUCUCAUAAUAAAUUUUAAUUUGAUGUAUCUGCGUCAACGCACUAAUAUCCCCAAUUACAAAAGGCAUGAAUAAUUUUUUUUGUUGACUGAUAAGGGAUAUUUUCUGGAUCUAAUUGCAAGUUGAUCAAAAAAAGAAAGGUAUAAAAGUAGGAUCUUGGGACUUGUUAAACAGGUAAUUUUAAAGGUCAAGUCCACCCCAACAAAAUGUUGAUUUGAAUCAAUAGAGAAAAAUCAGACAAGCACAAUGCUGAAAAUUUCAUCAAAAUCGGAUGUAAAAUAAGAAAGUUAUGACAUUUAAAAGUUUCGCUUAUUUUUAACAAAAUAGUUAUAUGAACGAGCCAGUUACAUCCAACUUAGAGAGUCGAUGAUGUCACUCACUCACUAUUUCUUUUGUUUUUUAUUGUUUGAAUUAUACAAUAUUUCAAUUCUUACGAAUUUGAUGAUUAGGACCGCCUUGCCUGAACCACAAAAUGUUAAAAUAAUGGAAUUCCACGUAUUCAGGGAGGAAUGAAACUUCAUUUCACAUGACAAUGACAAGAAAAUCAAAAUAUUUCAUCAUUCAUAUAAUAAAAUACAAAAGAAAUAGUGAGUGAGUGAUGUCAUCAGUUCCCUCAUUUGCAUACCGACCGGAUGUGCAUAUAACUCUUUUGUGAAAUGAAGCGAAACUUCAAAAUGUCAUAACUUUCUUAUUUUACAUCCGAUUUUGAUGAAAUUUUCAGUGUUAUGCUUGUUGAAUUUUUCUCUUUUUAUUUGAGUCAAGUUUUUGUUGGGGUGGACUUGUCCUUUAAGGACAGAUAACCUAGCUCUAUGUAAACCCAAACCCACAUAUAGAUUAUAGCAUUUGCAAAGUAAACAAGAUAAUCGGUAAUUGACAGAUUGUCAGUAUCUGAUAUUACAAUUUAGGCACAAUAGAUACAGUAAACUUUAUUUUCAAGUUUGUGUGAGCAGAGCUUGUCAUUUUGUAGAUAUAUUAUUCAUGGGGUAGUGUUUAUAGAUCCUUAAUCCUAUCCAUGGACCUAUUGCAUAAAACAUUUGCCAUAAAAAACAGCUAUCAAAUAAACAAUAUUUGCCAGGGUUUUUCUUUUAUUGUUACCGACCCCAGGGAAUUGUUUAAUCCCUGAAAUGUGCAUUAUGUUGGUGGGAAAGAUGAUGAUAUCUUAGAAGAGAUGCAUCAGGUAUUACUACUAAUGACUGAGAUUUCUUAUCACCCUCCGGGAAUUGAUAGAUGAAAAACAAGUCUUUCGAAAUUCUUUAAAAAGUCUUAGGGAACCAUUUUAAGAAAAUCUUUGUAGCAUUACACGUACUUUGGAAUAUUUUAAGGGGAAUUAUGAUGAAAGCCAGAGGAAUUGCAUUUAACAAUAAUGGUAUCGUGUCUCAUAUAAGAGAUGGUUUGGCUCUUUCUCCUUCUAAAUACAAUCAAUUAUUCAUGGCACUUAAAAGAAAAAUUACUAUUCAAUGUAGUACAUCAUGCUGUUCCUGAAUAUCUUUUUGUAAAGAGGUGGUGCACCCUGACGAUAAGUUGCAUGUGAUGAAAGCAGAAAGAGUUAUUUGUGAAGGUUUGAUGAAAAUCCAUAAAUGAAUAAGGGAGUAAGAAUUUUGAACAUUGUACAAUUUGUUGAUGUCAUAAUGCGAGUAGCUCCUGCAUAAGUCUCAUAAUUUUCAUUUUUAAAAUGGAAGAUGAAAAGUGCAACUAUUUUUUUCUCACAGGAGAAGGUAUGAAAUGAUGUAUCCGAUGAUAUAUAUAUGUCCUUAUAUUUUUUUUCUUUUGCUCGUCAAAUUUUCCUCAGGGAAAAUCCUGAAUCCAACCCUGAUAUAUAUACUCAACUGACUAAACUUUUAUUGUAAAAAUAGCAACAAGAAUAAUAAUCACAAAAAUAUUGGUGAAGGUUUGAGGAAGUUCCAUCAAGAUUUAAAAAGUUAUUACAAUUUUAACUUUUUAUUUGUGACGUCAUGUGCAGCUUCCCAGGUAUCAUGAAUUUUAAAAAUCAAUGAAAUGUCAUUUUCUCAAAAUAUUGAGGAUUGGUUUUAUUGUACAUUCAGUAUUUCAUCAGACAAAUUAAUUCAUACCCGCUCCUGAAAGAUGAAAAGAUGAACCAUUACAGAAUUGAAAUUUUUGCAUAUUAUAUUACAUAAUAAAUAGGGCACUGAUCGUAUAUGACAUCACAAAUCAAAAAGUAAAAAUUCUGCUAACUUUCUUAAUAUUUGAUGGAUUUUCCUCAAACCUUCACCAAAGUUUAAUGAUAUUUUUCUGUAAUUUUUAUCCAAAAAAAUUGUCAGGGUGAACUUUCCCUUUAACACAGUAGUUAGAACACUGCCAUACCAGAAUGAUAUAGCAAACCACAUGGUCAUUAUUACUUUUGCUAUCAAUGAUUCACCUUUUUUUUACAUUGAGAAAUCUUUUUAUGGUUGAAAAUAUAAUUUUUCUAAUACGUGGCAAUUCUUUCUCUGUUGAAAAUUAGAAUUAAAUGAUAAACAAUUAGCGGCGGGUACUGUGUUGGCAUACACUUGCUACAUGCUGCUUUUCCAGGUGAAUGCCCUUUUUAGACAAGCCUUAAAGGAGAAUGAAACCCUUGAAACCAGCUGAAUCCAUAUCAAAGAGAAAAAUCAAAGAAACAUAUUGUUGAAAGUUUGAGGAAGAUUGAAUGAAUAAUAAGAAAGUUAUGAGCAUUUGAAUAUUAAGAUCACUAAUGCCAUUUAGAUCCUCCCAUUGGCAAUGCGACCAAGAUUUGUGAUGUCACACACAUACAACUCCCUCAUUACUUUAGUACUUAUUUCACUUAUAUUCUCACUUUUACAGAGUCUAUCCCAAGGUGAGGUGUUCUCUUUAUGAGAGAGUACAGAGGUUUCACAAGUACAGAGGUUUCACAACAUUAUAUCAUUGAUGAAUCGUUUGUCAUAUGAUUAGAAUGAGCAAAAAGAGAUGUUUUGGGGUAUAUUUUCAGUGUCCAAAAGGGGAGAGUUGUUCAUCUGUGACAUCAUCGAUCUUGGUCGCAUUGCCAAUGGGAGGAUCUCCAUAGCAUUAGUGAUUUCGACAUUCAAAUGCUCAUAACUCUUCUAUUGCUUGUCCUAUUUUACUCAAACUUUUGUUGAUCUUAUUCUUUGAUUUUUCUGCUUUCACAAAAGCUAACUUGCUCCAAGAGUUUCAUUCUCCUUAAAGCUCUCCCGAGCAUCCUGGGUGAGAAAACACAAUUCAAUCACUACUUUGACCUUUAUAAUCAUCAAUUUUCUCCUAAUCUGAAGAAUCGGAUGAAUUUCUUACUAACAAUAAAUCCAGGGAAUUGCCUAAGUUCUUUUAGCUGUGGAAUCUGUGAAUAUGAUACUGUGUCAUGGAAGUGAGGAUGGGCACUCUAAGAUUUUAUUGGCCAAAUUAUUAAAGGUUAUCCCAUGUGAUCGCAAAAGAAAAUCCUUCUUAUUCUGAAUGCAAUUUAAGGUUGACCCCCUAUCACUAGUAUCUAUGAGAGGCUGUGAUAAUGAUCGAAUCCAUCUUAUCUAAGGUAAUUGGGGAUGGGAAAUUAGUCACUGUAAUUUCAUGAAUGAAAGUAAAGCCAUGAGAUUACACUAUCUUAAUUUUGACUCUUAAUUAAAGGACAAGUCCAUCCCCAACAAAAAGUGAUGUGAAUAAAAAGAUAAACAACCUUCCUCCUGUAGCAAAGGCAACAACCCUUUUGAGCAUUUCAUGAAACAAGAAGUUGUGUUUCACUGUUUAUUUGUCAAAAGUUACUGAAAUCCUUGCUUCUGAUUUGCUCAGAGCAGAAUUGUCAGUGAAAAUUGCAGACAAAUUGUUUUAUGAAAUGCAUCCAGGUACUGAGUAAUAUAAGAGUGGUGUAGAGUUGUAUAAUUUCACAAAUAUGAAUUAACCCCAACCAUAAUCCCUCCCUUCCUCAUGGUGAACAGUUAAUAAUGCUCAACACGCCAAACUCUAUGAAUAAUGAAUAUAAUUACUGUAGCGGUGCCAUUGUCGUAUUAUGCUAUAUGUAGGCCUAUUGCAUUACAGUUUCUUUCAAGUCAUCCAUCAAUUUCCGAAAUGGAGUCAAGGCUUUAGAUUAAAAAGACAAUUACUUUUAUAUCCGCCUUGACCUUUUAUGCUGUAUCUUAAGCUGUAAAAUAAAAGGGAAAGGAUGACAAGCAUUGUUUCCAGUAAAAUGAUAUUACCUUAUCUGAUCAUUGUAUGCAUCAAUACUUUAUUUCAGUCAUAUCAGAAAAAUGUGUACAAAUUGAUAUGAAAUGUAAUGUAAAAACAAUGCAAAAAUACAUGCAUAUAAAUUAUAUUAUAGAAUGCAUAUAAGGGGUGUGUCCGGGUGCAUAAGAUAAAACCUUAUCUUUUUCUCUUGAUUUUAAAAAUCACACUAAUUAGUGAACAUAAUUUUGUAACAUGUUGAGCAUAGAUGUCCAUGUAUAUCAGGUGACUCUUAAUAUAUGUACUAGGCCCAUUGGCGGCGGAAGCCAACAAUUUUAGGGGGGACCACCACACAAUUUUUUGACAAGCAAAAAAAAAAGGUUAUCAACCACAAAUUAUAGGGGGACGCAGGAAAAAAAAUUGACAAGCAAAAAAAAAAAAAAAAAGUUACCAACAAAAAAUUUAGUGGGGAUCGUCCCCCCACCUAAAAUUUAGGGGGGACACGUCCUCCCCGCUUCCGCCGCCUAUAACUAGGCCCAUUGGUGAAGAGGGAGGGGGUUGUGGAACUAACCCCAAAAAGUUUUAUAACCAAGGUAAAGGGGAGAACAAGAUACAGAAAGGAAAAGGGUGGGAAUGAUAUUAUGCAAACAUACAAAGUUUGAUUUUCAUUUUGAAAUGGCAAAAACUAAUAUUGUCUCCCUUAAUCACUCACUGAUGAAGUGAUUCAUCUUCGUACUGAAUAUUGUGCCCCUUAAAGUUAUUGGCUUAUUAUGUCGGUCUCUUUAAAUUGCUGUUUUGUCAUUAUUAAUACAUACCAAUUGGAAUACACCAUUUCUUUGUACAUAAGGCCGGGUAAUUACACCAAAACCAAAUUCUCCUGAAUAAAUUCUGCCCAAAUAUGGCCUGAUCGGAUGGUUUCGGUGGAUUUGAAUGUUCCUGAGUUUUCUCGUAUUCGUAGAGGGAGAUACUCCUGAAACCACCCAAUUAUGUGUAUUCGGGUGAAUUAGCAUCUGAUUCGGUUCCGGUGUAACCCGGCCUUUAUAUUUACAUUUUCUAUUACAACAGGACAUGAAAAUACCUAGAGUUAAUGUUCGUUGGCAUUUGUUAUGUUUUCAACCGAGCUUAAUGCAGAAUUCCUCAGAUUUGGUGCUUAAAAUAUACAUGUAGGCUGAUAUUAUACCAGUAUUUUUACAAUAUGCUGCAUUUAACAAUUUCAAGUGGUGCUUUAUUUCAUUUCCUUUUAAUCAAACAAGAGUACAAGAGAGA